CGGGGGCGGAGGCGGGAGCGGGGCCACUCGGCGCCUCGGGCUUCCCCUCCUGCCUUCAUCGCGGCUCAAGACUUUGGACGAGAGGGAGGCGGCGUCGGGCUCGCCCAGCUGUCUGCCAGGCUCUCCCCUCUCCUCCUCCUCGGCCAUGGGGCGCUACACGGGGCAGACGUGCCGGCUGUCCUUCAUGCUGGUGCUGACGGCGGGCUUCUUCGUGGCCGAGCUGGUCUCGGGCUACGUGGGCAACUCCAUCGCGCUGAUCUCGGACUCCUUCAGCAUGCUGUCGGACCUGGUGGCGCUGUGCGUGGGCCUGGCCACGGGGCGCCUCUCCCGCCGCAAAGGGCCCCGCUCGCCCGCCGCCUCCUUCGGCUCGGGCCGCGCGGAGGUGGUGGGCGCGCUCAGCAACGCCGUCUUCCUGGCCGCGCUCUACUUCACCAUCCUGGUGGAGGCCCUCCAGCGCCUGGCCCAGCCCCAGGGCAUCCGCGACGCCUUCCUCGUCCUCCUCGUCGGCGCCCUCGGCCUCGCCGUCAACCUCCUCGGACUCCUCGUCUUCCAGGACUGGGCCUGCUGCUGCCGCCCUCGCCGCCGCCACCCCGACGCCCCCGCCCCAGACCCUCCCGCCGGGCUUGACAUCGAAAUGGCCCCCUCGGAAGGCGGGAGCGCCGAGCAAGACGGCCAAGACGGGGCCCAGAGCGCAAGCCAAGCAGGUGACUCCAUAAGUAUCGAGAAAUCGUCUCAGGAGGAGGCGGUACAGAAAAAAGAGAAAAAGUCUGAAGCCCUGAACAUCAGAGGUGUCCUUCUGCAUGUGAUGGGAGAUGCACUUGGUUCAGUUAUUGUUGUAAUUGCUGCUUCCAUCUUCUAUGCGCUCCCUCUUGAGGCGAAUGCCCCUUGUAACUGGCAGUGCUACAUCGAUCCAAGCCUGACCAUCCUUAUGGUGUUCAUCAUAUUGUCUUCAGCUGUCCCGCUUAUCAAAGAGACGGCCACUAUUUUGCUACAAAUGGUUCCCAAGGCUGUUAAUAUGCAAAUUCUGACAAACAAACUACUGGAAGUGCCUGGGGUGAGCAGCAUUCACGAGGUGCAUGUUUGGGAGCUUGUCAAAGGGAAGAACAUUGCUACGCUCCACCUCAAGUGUGACUCUAGGUCUGAUUAUGAAGAGGCUUCGUCCAAAAUGAGGGAGGUCUUCCAUGAAGCAGGGGUCCAUUCCGUCACCAUCCAGCCAGAGUAUCUUGACUUCAAGAGUCCAGAGAUCCUCUGCAGCUCUCCGUGUAUCUCCAAAGCUUGUGACUCUCACUUGUGUUGUAGUCAGCAGGAAACCUUCCUUGCUCAGGUGAACGGCUACAAUGGGAAAGGAGGCCUGUCUCCAACUCUGCAGAAAUCUUUCCAUAAGAAGGACAUGUGGGAAAUUCCCAAGGAACCCACGUGGGCUGAAGAUGUGGUCAAAAAGAACAGUUGCACGAAAGACGAUUACAAAGAGGAAAGCACUCCCAAACCUAAACCAAGCAGUACACGAUUUUAGAUCAUUCAGUGCAUGUUUUGUAAUGUUUCUUUUCUAAGGUGUCUUUCUGAGGCAAAGCUUCCCUUGGCUAACAGGCACAUAAAUGCUGGCAAGUAUUUGCCAUGGUUCUGCAGGAAACAUUUGACAGCUUGGUGCCAAAUUGGUACACAUGCACACAGAUUGCAACUGAAGUGAGUGAUAUUUGCUUGUAUUGAAAGAGCCAUGUAGAAAGUCAUAGCAUCAUAAGUUGGAAGAGAUGCCAAGGGCCACCCAGUCCAAUCUCCUGCAGUGCAAGAACACAAGUCAAAACCCUCCCAACAGAUGGCCAUCUACCCUCUGCUUAAAAACAUGAGUGGAAGGAGGUCCUUCCACUCAUGUAGGGCAUGUAACAAAUUUCUCUAUUAACUUCAUGGUCUCAUCUUAUAAAAAAGUGAGUGAACAACCCAUUCUCCAAGAAUAGUUGUGACUUCUACUAAAACAGCAAGUUAUUUGGGUGUAAGCACUUCAAGUAUAUUUGUUGCUGUCAUGUGCCUUCAUAUUGCUUCCAACCUGUGGCUACUUAAGAUGAUGCUAUCACAGGGUUUUCUGUGGCUGAGUUUGUGGCUUGACUUGCUCAGGGCCACCCAGUGGGUUUUUAUGACAGCAGGUCAUAAUCCAACUCAAACCACUAUGCAACACAAAUAUACUCAGUGAAAUUUUGUAAAAUGUUUCUUUGGGAAACAUGUCCAUUUCUCUCAAGCGUAAAUAUUUUGUGGCCAAGUGUGCUUCAGACUGAUUUACUGAACUGGCAUGCAGAUUGCAAACCUUUUAGUAUUGUGUGAUUUUACUGGGCUUGAGGUGCUUUAUUGUUAUGACAGAAUGAAAGAAGACAAGAAAUUAAUCUUACCUUUUUUUAAAAAAACCCACAACAUACCUUUAUUUACUUGUAAUCAAGAUGAAUGGGGAGAAGGACAGACCACCUUGAGUUCAUAGAGAUAUUUAAAUUUAGAAUAGGAACUAAGGAAGCAAAACCUAUGAAAAGCAGGAUUUGAUGGUCUCAGAAUCAGCCUUUUAUGGCUGCUUUCACUGCAUUUGAAUCAAAUUAGGUGAAAUCAGUCACCUAAUUUGGAGACAAUAAAGACACUUUGCAUGGCUGGUCUGAAAAACUGAGAGCAGUAUAGAUGGAGAUUACAUCAUUUAUUCACUCACUGAAUUCAUUCAAUCGCCACAUCAUUCUUUCUCCCUCUUGCAGUAAUUAUAAGAUGCUGUAAACAACUUGAAUAUAAUGUGUCAUGUGAAUGGAGCAUUACUGUGAAUAAUUAAAGAUAAAUGUAUGUUUUAUUAAUAAAGGAGACUGCAAUCUGCAGCACCCUUGAGUCUGUACAUAGCAGGUUUACUUCUAUGUAAGUUUAGCACUAGAAGGGGAUGCCUAUCAACACUUAAUUCUCCCUCCCCCCAUUAUUUAACACAUGGUGCUAUUCAAUGUUGUAUUUAUUCAAAUUGUGACACUGUUCAAGUUGUUUUGAGGGUUUAUUUUCAAUAUUAAUGUCGUCUUAGCAUUCAUUUUAAGACGUUCGUUGUUCAUAGCCCUACACCCUCCUUCUAAACAUCUUUACUGAGCUAUAUCCCAUUGCUUGGUUCCAUGUGGAUUCCAUACGAUAUAAGGAAUAGCUUGAGAAUUCAUAGUUGUUUGAAAAAUUGUCCAAAGUUAAUAAGUUGUAUCACCACUGAGCAUCAGAGGUCUUUGAACCAAUGAAAGCCAUAGUAAGAGACAUGCAGAGCUUAGGAAAAACAAUUUUAUCUAGGGGAUUCUGGGAAGCAUAUCCUAAAAAGGCAAUUUAUGCAAGCUCUGGCCAUGAAGACACAGGCAACCCAUAUACAGCUCCUUCUUUCUACUGAAUAUGGCUGAAGGAGGGAAAGACAGGAACCAAGUUAUGUCCUACACAUCAACGCCUAACAUUUCUUUUUUAUUUUUAAUCCAGAGGAAGGAAUAAUCCAACCGUCCAGUUGAUGUUGGAUUGCAACUCUAAGCUUGCUGGCUUGGAUAUCGCAAUCUAGCAAUGCCUGGAGGGCUGGUUGAUUUCUACCCCUGAUUUAGUUAAAUGUAGCAAUAUUUACAUUUACAAAUAUUUGUUAUAAACAACAACAAUAUUAGACUGCUCCAGUACAGGUAUUGCCCCCCUACAUGAUUCAGGAGGAGUGUAAAACUUUACAAACCCACUGACUAUUUAUGGAGAGUUCUGGGAUGCAAAUGUGUCAGCUCAUUUGGUGGAGUAAGAGCUUCAUUAGUAACAUCUUAAGGCCGAUAUAUGUUUUGUUUGUUUUUUGUCAUAGACCUCCGGUUGCACACUAGUGUAAAACCACAAGAGGUUUCUAAUCAGGGCUUUUCAAACUGCUUAUGUUCUACAUUUUUCUCAAAAUGAACGUGCACUUUACCAACAAUUGUACAGGCAACGUUUAUAUCCUUUUCUAUCCUAAAAAGCUUGUAUUCAAAAGUGUUCUUAGGUUGUCAUGAGCCUUAAAAUUGCCUUCUUGGCAAUGACCAAUGAGUAUAAUCAACCCAAGUAAUGCUGCUUGUUAUACUUAAUAGGAAGCCUCAUUGAAACAAAUGAUUACAUCUUUAUGUACAUUUUCUGUCAUUUAAUAAAAUGUUUGUAUAUAUUGUAGCAUAAACUGAGACUCAUGUUUAUGGUUUAAUAUGUGUUAAGUGGUAAUGUUUUGGAUUUUUUUUGUAUAAAUAUAUAAUCUAUUUAUAUUGCCUAAAUGUGAAUAUAAGCCUUCUCAUAAACCACUGUGAUUACAGUUCAAAGAAUACAUCUUCUUAAUUAAUUGUAUUGUGCAGGGUAUUGCCAGACUAACAAAAUGGUGUUAUUUUUUUUUACUUCUUAAAUAUACUCAGAACAUGAACAAUGAACAAGUACCAUAAUAUAUCUUAUUUGUGAAUGUAAAUAAUGUUAUUUCUAUAAGAUGAGUUUUUUAAAAAAAAGAAAUAAAUGUGUAAAUCUUG
This is a messenger RNA of Anolis carolinensis (green anole), 4478 nucleotides long. RefSeq names its product solute carrier family 30 member 10 (gene slc30a10). Lineage: Eukaryota; Metazoa; Chordata; Lepidosauria; Squamata; Anolidae. Gene Ontology annotation, cellular component: membrane. The transcript has 4 exons. Gene Ontology annotation, biological process: zinc ion transmembrane transport; detoxification of zinc ion; manganese ion transport. The record is from RefSeq and is a predicted model, not a curated record. Bases 146 to 1513 code for a protein of 455 amino acids. Gene Ontology annotation, molecular function: zinc ion transmembrane transporter activity.